CAGUUACUCAGAGACAACGGUCAAACUCUUGCACAUUGAAGAGUUUAAAAGAAAAUCACAUAACUAUCUGAACAGGACUGAGCUGAAGACAAAGACCAGAGCAGACAGAGUUUUGACCUGUCUGGCCAUUCAUGCCAAAUUGGAGACCUAUUACUCAACGGAACAAGGGAAACCUUCCGGCGCUCCAUCAUCAUGAUAAGACAGGCGGCCGUGUUCCUGGUGGUGCUGUUACUUCCAGGCCUCAGUCACAGUUUCAAUCCAAAUUUUGGGUCAUCAGUCACUCAUCAAGACAUCACUGUGAGGGCGAUCCUCAGAAAGACUGCCGAGGUCUGCCGCGACAUUGCUGCUGGGGAUUUCACACUUACCAUUGAUAACAGCCUGUCAGUGAACGCCGUCCAAAGGGCUUGUUCCACUGAUCCAAGCUCCACUUCUCCUCUCUCUACUGACGACUUCCAAACUGCCAUUAAGACCAUUCACAGACGAAAUUCACUUGUGGAUUUCUUCUUCGCCUUCUCAGCAGCACAUCAUUUUGACAAUGAAGCCUUCCAGGAAGGUCGGAAUAUCAUCACAGCAGAUUUGGAAAAUGUGAAGGCUAAUGUGCAAAAUGGAAACUUUGAAGUUGGAAGGGAGACUCUUGGAGAAAUAUGUCACACCCUUCAGGAUUUCUACAGUCACAGUAACUGGGUGGAGCUUGGAAAAACCACUCCUUAUAGCACACUCAUCAGACGUGACCAGCCUCUGGAAAACCUGGCUGGUAUGAAUGUUCCAACCUGCAGGAGCUGCAUAGGAAAUGAUUGUACAGACAACAUAUUGCCUGAAGUGAUAACACAACAGCUUGUAACGUCCGGUUACUUCGAACCUUUCUCUAAUGAUAAACCUGCAGGUAAAUGCAGCCAUGGCGGGUCUUUUGAUAAAACAAGUGAUGAGGAUCCUGUGGGCGGUAUCAAUAAGGAUACACGAAACUCCAACCAUGGUUUCCUUCACCUGGAAGCAGCAGAUCUGGCACUUGAUGCCACAUUGGAGUUACUGGAAGACAUCAGAGUAGCGGUUGGAGACAGGAACUUUCUGCGAUUCAUGGGUCUGUCCCAGUCCUCUGCACUGUGUUUUGUGAUUGACACCACCGGCAGUAUGAGCGAUGACAUCGCUGCAGUCAGGGACGUUACUUUUCGGAUUAUUGACAGCAGGACAGGAACACCAGAGGAGCCUUCUCUAUACAUUCUGGUACCUUUCAAUGACCCAGGUUUUGGACCUUUGUUGAGGACAACAGACCCAGAUGACUUCAAAGCCAGUAUCAAUAGACUCACUGCAACGGGAGGAGGAGACAACCCAGAACUAAGUCUGUCUGGACUACGACUUGCUCUAACUGCUGCUCCACUGGCAUCCGACAUUUUCCUCUUCACUGAUGCUCCUGCAAAAGACAUAAGUCUGAGAAACACCGUCACAGCACUAAUAGAGAGUACAAAGUCUGUGGUAACUUUCAUGUUGACAGAUGUGUUUCCUGCUCGGCGUCGCCGCCGCCGCCAAAGUGAUGGUCAAAAUCCAUUGACACGUAGCUUGACCCAGGCACAGACUGAGCUAUACCGGGACUUAGCCCGGGCCUCUGGGGGUCAGACCAUCGAGGUCAGCAAGUUAGAUCUUACUCAGGCCACUGCUGUUAUAGAAGACCUAUCAGCCAACGCUGUGGUGACUGUUUUCCAAGCAACAGUUGAUCCAGGACGUUCUGAAAAUUUCCCUUUUGCUAUUGAUGCAUCGAUCAGAAACAUUAUCAUUUACAUAACAGGAGUGCAGGCAUCUCUCACCUUCGGACUCACCAGUUCAACAGGAGUAACACAGAAUUCAUCUGAACCCAGUGGUCCUUUGGCAACUUUCUCCACUGUGGGAAACCUUCGCCGCAUAAGCCUGAACAGCACUAAUGACACCGGAUUGUGGGAAAUCAAUGUUACCUCUAGUAGUCCAUACAUUGUUAAGGUCACAGGUCAAAGUUCAGUGAAUUUUGUCUAUGACGUUGUGGAAGAACGAGAGGGAGCCCACGGUGGUCUGAACUUUUUGGAUGGACGUCCUCCUACUGGAAAAAAUGUGACUCUCCUGGUCACUUUGACGGGAAGUGACUCAGCAACAGUCACAAAUGUGACUCUCUUUGACAGCUCAAGUAUGUCAGAGAUCAAUGGGUCGGUACAGUCAUUGGGAAGCAACGACUACCUGGUAAGAUUCAGAGAAGUCCCUGCAGGAGAAUUUGUGGUUCGCCUCAUAGGUGAGGACGGCAGCUCCACCUCCAGGACCACAUCUGACAGAUUCCAGAGACAAGCCUCCACUCAGCUUAAGACUUCCAGCCUUUCUAUUACUGCUCAAGCUAACAGCAGCAACAUCGAGCCAGGUUCCUCUCUCUCCUUCCCUUUCACUGUGUCCUCCAGUGAAAGCGGGACAUUCUCAUUGCAAGUCAGCAAUGACCGCAGCUAUGACACCACUGCACCCAACAGUGUCACCAUUGCAUCAGGCAGUGGAGGUGAGGCCAACGGCACGGUGACCUUAACCGUGCCGGCCAGCGCCGAAUCAGGGACCGACGUGACCGUCACCAUCGAGGCCGAAAAUGCAGCUGCCACCGACAUCAACUUUGCUGUGCUCAGGUUUUCAGUGGUAACCCGGGCCACAGAUAUAUCCAGUCCUGUGUGCCAAAUAGUCAAUACAACUGGUAUCUGCCCUGCUGCUUCCUCUCUCUGCGCCACCACCCAGUGGGAGUUCAUCGCUAAUCUCACUGAUGGCAUCAACGGCACUGGUAUUGUGACCGUGUCCCUCCGCCAAGGGAAUGGUACUCUGAAUACCAGCAUGGAGGUGGGACCUGGGGGCGAGAACGUCACAGUGAUUACAUACAGCUCUUCAUGCUGCUCACAGAGUGUGGAAGUGGCAGCUGUGGACGGGGUGGGGAAUGUGGGGCGAUGUGUGGGACAGGCGAGGGUGAUGACUACACCUGCCCCCAACACUACAACAACUACAUCAACAACUACACCCAAUAUGACCACUGUACCCACUACACCAGCUGUAACCACAACUCCAGCUGUAACCGACUCCACUGGAGGGCGCAAGCUCAAUAUAUACAGUCUUUUGGUCAGUAUUAUGGUUUCCCUCGUUUGGAAACACAAAUGAAUUCGGACAUCACCUCCAUCCUUUCAUCAGUUAUAAUACGGGAGUGGAAUAUAUAUUAAGUUUCUCGGAUGACUGCUUCAUGAUCAUUUAAAAAUACCUUAAUUUUGGAGGGAAAAUCAUUAAACACUUGAUGGAUUUACUGUAUAGCCAAUAUUUCCCACAACAGUGUAACUACUGAGAGUUUUCUGCUUUGCUUUUAUAUAUAUAUUUAAAAAAAGAACUUCUUUUAAAAAGAUUCUUUAUGAAAAACUGGAAGAAACAAAUACAUUACAGUGAGGGCAGCACGUAGUUAUGUCCAGAUGACUUGUAAUUGUGUGUUAACUUGCUCUGUGAACUUGCAAAAUGGUUGCAUGCUUUUGUUGAAAACAUGCACUGUAAAAAGAAUAGCCUAAAUGAAAUAAAAACAUUGCUUCAAUAACAAAUAAAGUUUGGUCUGUUUCAAGAUAAAAAAACAAAUUAUGACACUAAAAAUGUAAUGAAUAGAAUAACAGGGCUCUGUUUUAGUAGACCAGGCACGUCUGCUCUGCCCCUGCUCACGCCCUGUGAACAGGGUGUGUCCAGAACAUUUUUGCAAUUUUUGUAAACAGCGCAGUCUGGCGCAGAGCGGCGCAUCCACGCCUCUGUCCCUCCCACCGGCGCAAGUGGCAAAGAGGGAGGAGAGAAGGCGCGACAGGGUUUAACACAGCCAACUGUAAUCGUGAUCAAUCAAAUGAACAGCUCUCAUCGCCUUUAAAAGCACCGCAGGCAGACGCGCUAUGCAAUUUCCCCUCGACAUCACCAUGGACUAAGACAGCAGCUGCAGGAGGUCAAAACUUCUCCCAGGAGGAAACUGUAGUAACCUAUAUUUAAACCUAGCAUAAAAAGAUGAGUGGUGUGGACAGAUCACAACAUGAGUAAACUGUGUAAUGGCAAUGAAAUCAGAAACACUUGUGCUGAAAUGCAUUUUCACUGUUUGCUUGUGAAAUUAACUAGUUUCACCUGAUUGAAUCAUGAUCAUGUUGGCAUGUAAAUCCUGAUGACACAAAACCCUGGCAGGUGGCCCUUGAGUGACCAGACCAGCAGAGGAUGGCUCUCCUCAGGCUCCCACCUCAAAACCAGCAUUCCAAGUGCAUGAGGAGGAAGAGGAGGAAGGAAAAUGUUUAAAUUAAAUGUACCUGUUUCAUGGGUGAUUUUGUGUAUCUUUAAUGGGACUGAAUAAAUUGUAGCCAAAACAUGUAUAAACAGGAGGCAAAUACUCGCAUUUAAGGACAGAGCUGUACAGCCCGGUGCUGUGUUCUCUCCCUGUGCGCUCUGUUGCAUUACCUGCUGACAUGCAGUUCAGCCUCUCCCCGUCCAUCAUAUCGUCUUCCAUGAUGUCAAAGUGGCAUCCACGGUGUAAGACUAUAUUGUGUAGCAAAAAAACAUACAACAAACAAUACACUAACACUCUGAAAACCUGCUUGUGAGGUUUUGGUGUGGUGUGCGCACUGUGCCUGUCAGACAAAUUAGACUGGGUGUGCUCCGCCUGCACAGAGAAUAGUUGUGGUUCCAGUUAUCAAGCUAUCAGUGUACCUUUCGUUUUGGCACAAAACUGUCACUGAGCAAAGCUGAAUCUGUCGACACCUUCCCCUGGUGCGCGGCCCCACCCAUCUUAUACAGGCUAUCUGUGUUUCCACACUGGAAAUAUGAAAAAUCGCAGUGUUUUCUUCCUGGAACGGUCAUGUGAACGACUGUUUAACAUCACACGUUCGAAUCAUGUUUCUAAGUAGUUAGAAGAGGAAAAAAAGUGCAAAACUGGACAAUUUCAAAGCAAAUUAGAGAGGUCUUUCUAAGAAAAAUCCCUGUUUUCAUGUAGUGUAUACUUCUGCAGAAGACAAAUAACAGAUUAUACCAUUACCAGCCAUUACUAUUGUUGCUUAUCGUUUUUAUUGUUUCAUUGUAUUUUUAUUGUUUUAUUGCUUGCACAUUCAUCUUUUAGGUUUUGAUGGCUACCGGACUGUGUAGCAGCGGUUCAAAGUACCUGAAUUCAUCUGAGCUGAGUUUAAUCUCCAGCAAUGAUUAUCAGUGUCCCAGUUUCUCUGGAAUGACUUGACACACUGAACAUUUGUGGGAAAUGGGAGUGGUAUCUGGUGAAGGACGGUCAAAAAUAACACCACUAAAAAACAAUAAUGCCUGUAACUGUCUUUCAUUAAACUAUAAAAUAGAUAUGCUUUACUCAGUGUGGAUUUAUACACUUAAUUUGAAUUAAUUAGACAUUGUCCAAGAUACAAUUUACUAUUCUGACAAUAUAAGACAAUACAUGAUUGAUUAGUCAAGGUAAUAUUGAUUUUAUUUCUUAUUUCCUUCUGAAUUUAUUCAUUUAUUUUCUUGUCUAUUUAUUCAUAUGCAUAAUAGCUUACCCUCCCCUGGCAUUCAAUAUUUUUCUCUUCACUUCUCUUUACAAUAGAAAAUUGAGAAACACUGACAGAGUACAAAGUUUGCGAUAUAAGUCAUUGCUUUACGUGUUAUAUUGAUAAAAUAACUCCAAUCCUGUAGAGGUGCGUGUGUGUUGUUGUCAUUGGCAUCA
Salarias fasciatus (jewelled blenny) is the source of this 5686-nucleotide messenger RNA. RefSeq names its product von Willebrand factor A domain-containing protein 7-like. The transcript is spliced from 19 exons. Lineage: Eukaryota; Metazoa; Chordata; Actinopteri; Blenniiformes; Blenniidae. The coding region runs from base 193 to 3141 and encodes 982 amino acids. The record is from RefSeq and is a predicted model, not a curated record.